Aegilops tauschii subsp. strangulata is the source of this 1516-nucleotide messenger RNA. Its product is annotated as IAA-amino acid hydrolase ILR1-like 2. Gene Ontology annotation, cellular component: endoplasmic reticulum. The record is from RefSeq and is a predicted model, not a curated record. NCBI's taxonomy places the organism in Eukaryota, Viridiplantae, Streptophyta, Magnoliopsida, Poales, Poaceae. Gene Ontology annotation, molecular function: IAA-Ala conjugate hydrolase activity. Gene Ontology annotation, biological process: auxin metabolic process.
CGCGCCGUGCUGCUGGCCGUAGUCGCCGCGCUGUGGUGCCGUUCCUCGGGCUCGGAGGCGGGCGGAGGCGACGUGCUUGGCCGGGCGAAGCGGCCCGAGUUCGCUGCGUGGAUGGCCGGCGUGAGGAGGGCCAUCCACGAGCGGCCCGAGCUGGCGUUCGAGGAGCACGAGACGAGCAGGCUGGUGAGGAGGGAGCUGGACGCCAUGGGCGUGCGAUACGAGCACCCGGUCGCCGGCACCGGCGUGGUGGCGGCCGUGGGCACCGGCCGCCCGCCCUUCGUCGCGCUGCGCGCCGACAUGGACGCGCUCCCGCUGCAGGAGGAAGUGGAGUGGGAGCACCGGAGCAAGGUGGCCGGGAAGAUGCACGCCUGCGGCCACGACGCGCACACGGCGAUGCUGCUCGGCGCCGCCAGGAUCCUCCACGAGCACCGCAACGACCUGCAGGGGACGGUGAUCCUUCUUUUCCAGCCGGGAGAGGAGGUGGGAACCGGGGCCAAGAAGAUGGUGGAGGCUGGCGUCGUGAACAACGUGGAGGCCAUCUUCGGGUUCCACGUCACCGUGAUCCUCCCCACCGGCGUGGUUGGGUCGAGGGCCGGCCCGCUGCUAGCCGGCUGCGGCUUCUUCGAAGCGGUAAUCACCGGGAAGGGCGGCCACGCCGCCAUCCCCCAGAGCAGCGUGGACCCCGUCGUGGCCGCCUCCAGCGUCGUCCUCGCCCUCCAGAACCUCGUCUCCCGGGAGGCCGACCCCCUGGACUCCCAGGUCGUGACGGUGACGAGGUUCCGGGGAGGCGGCGCGUUCAACGUGAUCCCGGACUCCGUCACGAUCGGCGGCACUUUCCGGUGCUUCUCCAACGACGGGUUCAUGCGGCUGAAGCGGCGGAUCGAGGAGGUGAUCGUGGCGCAGUCGGCGGUGCACCGGUGCGCGGCGGCGGUGGACUUCCACGCCGGCGGGCGGCCCCUGCUGGCCCCGACCAUCAACAGCCCCGCACUGCACGCGCACUUCGAGGACGUCGCCACGGAGAUGGUCGGCGCCGGCGGCGUCCGGGGCGCCAUGGAGCCGUGCAUGGGGAGCGAGGACUUCGCCGCCUUCUCCGAGGCCGUGCCGGGCUCCCACUUCUACUUCGUCGGGAUACGGAACGAGGCGGCCGGGUCGGUGCACGUCGCGCACUCGCCGCACUUCCUCGUCGACGAAGGCGCGCUCCCGUACGGCGCGGCGAUGCACGCCAGCCUCGCCAUGACGUACCUGCAGCGCCAGCGCGGGCGCGUGGACUCGCACGAGGAGCUGUAGCUGCGCGCUGUUGCUGCUGGAUGCGGCAUGCGACGUCGGCCGGGCAAGGGCUGCGCGCGCGCGCGCGCUCUGCGGCACGAAGAACCCAAGUUGCCGCGGCGAUUAUCACCGUCGAGUAGAAGUGCUGAGUGGAUGAUUUUGCUGUCCAGCGCGCCCGAUGAAAAUCUGGUCGACUUCGUGCAGAAAUGAUGCGAGAAAAGAAGGUGUCGAUAAUGGUUUCUUCUGAAAA